Rhineura floridana is the source of this 939-nucleotide messenger RNA. Its product is annotated as olfactory receptor 6Q1-like. Gene Ontology annotation, cellular component: membrane. The record is from RefSeq and is a predicted model, not a curated record. The transcript has a single exon. Gene Ontology annotation, molecular function: olfactory receptor activity; G protein-coupled receptor activity. Bases 1 to 939 code for a protein of 312 amino acids. Gene Ontology annotation, biological process: G protein-coupled receptor signaling pathway. Lineage: Eukaryota; Metazoa; Chordata; Lepidosauria; Squamata; Rhineuridae.
AUGCAGCCUCCACAUGAGAACUGGACCUUUGUACAAGAGUUUGUCAUGAUGGGCUUCACAGGCAUCAAGGAGGGACACUUGCCUCUUUUUGGCUUCUUCCUGGUCAUGUACUUGCUGACCCUGACAGAAAAUAGCAUCCUGGUCCUAGUGGUGGCGAGGGAAAGGCGCUUGCACACGCCCAUGUACUUCUUUCUCAUCCACCUUUCAUGCUUGGACAUCUGGUACACCUCACUCACUGUGCCCAACAUGCUGGUGGGCUUUGGAUCCCCUGGUAGUAGGAUUAUCUCCUAUUCUGCCUGCCUGACCCAACUUUACCUCUUCACUUUCUUGGGCAGCACUGAGUGCUUCUUGCUAGCAGCCAUGGCCUAUGACCGCUACGUGGCUAUCUGUGUGCCGCUGCGUUACCAAGAGAUGGUAGGUCGAGAUACUUGCCUGCUUCUGGCAGCUGGUUCAUGGCUGACGGGGUUCCUCACUCCUGUGUUGCCCAUCUGCUUCAUGUCCCAGUUGACUUUUUGUGGUCCCAAUGUCAUAGACCACUUCUUCUGUGAUGUUUCCCCUCUCCUUGUUCUCUCACGCACUGACGUUUCCCUGAAGGAGACAGUUGACUUCCUGGUCUCCCUGGUUGUGCUCCUGGUUUCCUCCUUUGUCAUCGUAGUGUCAUAUGUUCGCAUUAUCACCACAGUGCUGAAGAUCCACUCCUUAGGAGGGCGCCGCUGUGCCUUUUCAACCUGUACUGCCCACUUGACAGUGGUGUCUAUCUUCUAUGGGACACUUUUCUUCAUGUAUGUCUGUACUAAGGUAGCCUCUUCUGUCAACCUCAACAAGGUGGUGUCAGUUUUUUAUGCAAUAGUGACCUCUGUGCUCAACCCCCUCAUCUACAGCCUUCGGAAUUCAGAAGUGAAGGGGGCCUUAUAUAGAGUUAUUUCCAAGAGAAAGUAG